This is a messenger RNA of Centropristis striata (black sea bass), 2594 nucleotides long. RefSeq names its product zinc finger protein 513-like. NCBI's taxonomy places the organism in Eukaryota, Metazoa, Chordata, Actinopteri, Perciformes, Serranidae. The record is from RefSeq and is a predicted model, not a curated record. Gene Ontology annotation, molecular function: RNA polymerase II cis-regulatory region sequence-specific DNA binding; DNA-binding transcription factor activity. The coding region runs from base 303 to 1856 and encodes 517 amino acids. The transcript is spliced from 8 exons. Gene Ontology annotation, biological process: regulation of transcription by RNA polymerase II.
UGUCAGCAGCGAGCGGCUGUGUUUGGCGACAAAAGACGAAUUUUUAAACAAUUAGCGUAAUUUUGUCAGCAACUGUUAUCUGCGGACUUCAUCACAGGAAGCUGUUCUUAAGCGGUGCUGGUGGCUCUGUUUCAGGAGCAGCUGGUUGUGAUGACUCUGCUGCUGCUGUCCGCUGGAGGAAGAGGAAGAGGAAGCAGCUGAUGAUGAUGAUGAUGACAUGCAGUUAGCUGCCUGGCGGACAGACGGACGGACCGACUUGAGCCCACAAACCAGAGCAAGAUCCGGGACGAGCCGAGGCGAGGAUGCCGAGGAGGAAACAGUCCAACCCCCAGCCGGUUAAGUUGGAGUCGGAGGACGGCGCGGUGGCCUGUGAUCCGGGCUGCCUGGUUCUUGAGAGCGACUUCCUGCUGAGCGGAGAGCUCGAGUUCGGAGACUCUGAGAUCAUGGGGCUGGAUAGAGAGUCUGGUAUGACGGUGUUCUCCCUGAGUGUGGAGGACGACCCGUCAGCUCCUACAGACUCCACAUUCCCAGCCUUCCUCACCUGUAAAGGAUGUGGUCAGCUGCUGGGGGACACUCCUCUGGGGGCAGGGUUAGAUCUUGGUGUGGGCCUGGACCUAGGGGCGGAGCUUUACUGUCUCACCUGUGAGGAAGGCCUCCAGCAUGAAGCCUCGGUGGACUUGUCUCAGGUGGAGGGCUCGCUGGAGGCAGCUGACUCUGACGGGAAGAGGAGAGGUAAGACUGGCGGAGCGAAGCUGUACUCCUGCUCGCUGUGCACCUUCACCUCGCGUUACUCAAACCACCUAAAGCGCCACAUGAGGACCCACGACGGCCAGAAGCCGUACCGCUGCCCUGUCUGCCCCUACGCCUCCACCCAGCUCGUCAACCUGCAGCGCCACGCCCGCACCCACACCGGGGAGAAGCCCUACCGCUGCCACCAGUGCAGCUACGCCUGCAGCUCUCUUGGCAACCUGCGAAGGCACCAGCGCAUGCACGUGCAGGAGAGGCCACAGAGACGGGAGAAGGAGAAACGCAGAGGGAGGAGGAAAAAGGCAAACGCUGACACUGAAGAAGUGGUGUCAGACCUGACCCUGAGAGUGUCCCAGGACUCGGGGUACCUCCAGACGCUGGGCGGCCUAGGCUCUCCCUCCGCCCCGCUCCCUGUUCUCCUCUUCCCCCUGUGCUGCCGGGUGUGUGGCCUCACCCUGGAGGAGGCCGACCUGGAGGGAGACAAGGCCGAGGGGGAGGGGGACGGCGACGGAGGACAGGUUUGUCGUCGUUGCUCUCUGGACCUGCCGUCCAAAGACGGGUCAGGGUCUCGGGGGUCACGGCGGGGUCAGCGUGGCACGAAGCUGUACCACUGCCCUCACUGCCCCUUCCUGUCCCAUUACCCCAACCACCUGGCCCGCCACGCCCACACGCACUCUGAGGAGAAGCCGCACCGCUGCCCGCACUGCCCCUACACCUCUUCUCACCUCGACAACCUCAAGCGGCACCUGCGUGUGCACACUGGCGAGAAGCCCUACCAGUGCCCGUCCUGCAGCUACGCCUGCGGGAACCUCGCCAACCUGCGGCGCCACGAGCGCAUCCAUUCGGGCGCCAAGCCGUUCCACUGCGGCGUGUGCGGCUACUCCUGCAACCAGAGCAUGAACCUGAAGAGGCACAUGCUGCGGCACACAGGCGAGAAGCCGUACGCCUGCGCCGAGUGCACCUACACCACCGGCCACUGGGACAACUAUAAACGCCACCAGAGGAAACACGGCCACAACACGGACAGCUGGGACAAGCACGCCACGCACGCCAACGGCCUCCGCUGGGGCCCAGACGCUCAGGAGAGCCAGGGACAGGAGCACAGCUAGUGUGUGUGUGUGUGUGUGUGUGUGUGUGUGUGUGUGUGUGUGUGUGUGUGUGUGUGUGUGUGUGUGUGUGUGUGUGUGUGUGUGUGUGUGUGUGUGUGUGUGUGUGUGUGUGUGUGUGUGUGUGUGUGUGUGUGUGUGUGUGUGUGUGUGUGUGUGUGUGUGUGUGUGUGUGUGUGUGUGUGUGUGCGCUACACUGGUGAAGUUAAACUCAGGUGCCUUUGACAGACUGAACGACUGUAUUGCUGCACUGACUUUAUAAAGGGGCAUUAAUGUGUGUGUGUUCACACACUCCUGAGCGACCGGAAUGAGACUUUUUCUAGCAUGUGUGUCAUUAAUCGGAAUCUGCUGAAGUGAAAAGUUUAUUUUUUUUCUCUCCCGCUACAGAAAAUCUAUAUUUUUUAUCUCUCCAGCUUUAAGUUGAUUCAGUGAAUGUGUUUUCAGCGGGCUUCCCUGUGCAAAAUCAGGAUCACUGUCUGUAAAAUUAACGACAGUUAGAAAGAAAAGAAAUCAAAUCUUGAACAAAUAUUUACUCCAGGAACAGUAACGCUGACACCAUAAAUACGUUAGAAUAGAUCAAAAAAUGGAAGUUCAGUCUGAUCAUGAUGUAAGUGGUUGUUUUAAGAUUUAAAAAAGCAUUAAAAAGGGUGAUUCAUUUAAAGAAAUUUGGAAAAAUGUUUUCCUUGCUGUGAAAUGUUCUGAGACAAGUGAGAUAUUGAGAAUAAAGUCAUAAUCUUUUGA